AUGGCCAGCCGCUACUUCCCUGUCUUCGCAGAUCCAAGAAGUUUCGUCUACUCGCCAACCAUGCUGUAUCCCCACCGAGGGUCGGAGCCGGUGAUGCCUGGGUUUCGGCACAUACCCGGGUACGAUCUGAAUCGGGUCCUUGCACCUUCCCAGCCGAACCCGGGUAGCGAAGGGCUCCGGAAUGACCCCCCUCUGCAAAAGCCACCUUAUUCGUACAUCGCCCUCAUCGCCAUGGCCAUUAGAAACGCUCCGGACAAUAAAAUUACUCUGGAUGGAAUUUAUAAGUUCAUUAUGGACAGGUUUCCAUAUUACCAUGACAACAAGCAAGGCUGGCAAAACUCAAUUCGGCAUAAUCUAAGCUUGAAUGAUUGUUUUCAGAAAGUUCCUAGAGAAAAGGGGAAACCUGGGAAAGGAAGCUAUUGGACUCUUAAAGACAAUGGUGAGGAAAUGUUUGAAAAUGGCAACUUCAGACGUAGGAAGCGACGGACAAAAUUAUCCAGUUCAAAGACUAUGAACCCGACUUCAACUUCGGUCGUCGAAUCCUUAAACAGCAAAUCCAACAUAUUAAACUCAUCCUCUAAGUCAGAAAAACGUUUCCACCCAAAAGCAACUUCAAAAAUUCCACCGACAGCAUCCAUACGACCAGGCGUUAUUGUGAGUCAGUCAUCUGCAAAAGACAAAUCUUCGAUAACAGAAAAAAGAGAGACUUCUCCAAUACCAAAAAACGAUGUUUCCAGAUCAAAAUCGAGUUCACCGCUAACGCCGAAAGCUGCAAAUUUCACGAUCGAACGAUUAAUCGGAAAUUCCUCACCGUCAGACGCAAAAAAAAAUCCUUCACCCGAAAACCAGGACAUUUCUGAAACCAGGACUUUUGCCAACAAUGAAUUGUGUUCUAGUCUUUCAUCGCCUUUGGUGUGCCAACAACUCAUGGUGUUGGGCAAGGACAAAUAUUUUUCCACCCACAUGCAGUCUCCAAUCACUUCACAGCCAUCCAUGAUGUACUCUCACAUGAAUCUUUUUAGUGGUAAAAUCAUCCCAUCCUAUCCAUCUGCUGUUGGCUUCACGUGGCCACAGCUACCUGUUUUAACAGGACUGGCGGACAGCAUGAGUGCCCUACAAGGUUCUUUUACGCCAUCUUGGUUCAAUUUCCCACCAAUCGCUGGAAAGUCAUUAUGGACUGGAUCACCAGACCGUAUGUCCCCAUCUGACUGAUGGUAGAAAUACGAUAAAAGAAAUUUAAUUCACAUCAGUUCCGUGAAAUUAUUGAAACGUGUACUCUCAUGUUAAAUGUGAAUGUGUAGCAACUGACUGAAAAUCGAUAAUAAUUUUCUUUACCCAUUCACUUUGGAGGCAUUUUACAAUCUCAGUUGGUUUUGGAGCCAGUAUGAACAUGAACAUGAAUCAUGUCAGUAAUGUGCGAAAUUUUUAAACUCAAAAAUUUCAUGGAAAUUAAGAAAAUCGCAAACAUUGUGAUUGACAUAAUGUCUCAACUCCAUAUCCUUCUUACUAACAUUGCUCUGGUGCUAACUAGAGACAGAAACUGUAAUAAAAGAGAUUAAUGUCGAGAUUUUAAAAAUACAAUUGAUGUUUCUUUUAUAGUACUUAAAGUCAUUCCUAAUGUUUUUGCAUUUUCUAGAAUAUCUGAUGUCUUCUAUUGCUCGAAUAGUUUUAUUUACAAUAUUUCUUGGACUAACUAUCCUGUUUUGAAAUGCCAAAAAACAUUUUGAAAAAAUUCAUCAAGUGCGAUAUCAAACGUUGUCCGUGUGAUAAUCUUGCAUUUUAUCCACUUGGUAAGUUAUAUGUGCAAUAAGGGUGACUUUAAAUCUA
This is a messenger RNA of Uloborus diversus, 1827 nucleotides long. RefSeq names its product forkhead box protein D3-A-like. The record is from RefSeq and is a predicted model, not a curated record. Gene Ontology annotation, molecular function: DNA-binding transcription factor activity, RNA polymerase II-specific; RNA polymerase II cis-regulatory region sequence-specific DNA binding. The transcript is spliced from 2 exons. Gene Ontology annotation, biological process: cell differentiation; regulation of transcription by RNA polymerase II; anatomical structure morphogenesis. Bases 1 to 1212 code for a protein of 403 amino acids. Lineage: Eukaryota; Metazoa; Arthropoda; Arachnida; Araneae; Uloboridae.